Molecule: messenger RNA, 1379 nt
Organism: Chara braunii
Lineage: Eukaryota; Viridiplantae; Streptophyta; Charophyceae; Charales; Characeae
Source: the annotation of a GenBank genome assembly
UAUCAAUCUGAAGACUGACACGCACUGUGGGGAGCAGAAGUCGAGUGUCCUCUGGUCUUUUCGGAGUGGAGGCGUAAGAUUGGGCGACCUACGAAGCGGCUACAAGCCUUGAAGAACUCGGGAGGAUGUCGAGCUCGGACAAACGGGAGGGUCGAGAUCCGAGCUCGGAUCGCCGGGAUGAUGGGGACCGUGACUCCGAUCGACGUGACGACAGAGACCGGCGGUCGUACCGUAAACCAGUGGUGUGUUACAAUUGCGAUGAGGUGGGGCACUACGCUAACCAGUGUCCUCACCGCGAUCGUCGAGUCAGUAGUCGGCCAUCUACAUCGUCCGACACACGUCGUUCACACUCGCCUGUGAGAUUUGCGCGCCGGAGAAUCUACUCGCCGCCAAAGAAGGAUCUGGAGCUACGCGACAAAGUAGUGGAACUGACCCGAUGUAUGGCGUCGAUCAAAAAGCACUUUGAUGCCGUGCAAGCAAAGAAAGCGGAGAAGGCUCGUCGUAAGUUGGAACGUGAGAAGGAGAGGGAGGAAGAGCAACGAAGACAGGAGGAGGAAGACGAAAAAAAGAGGCAGGAGGAACUACGAUGCACAGAGAAACAACGCAAGAAGGCAAAGAAAGCUAAGCAGGAAGCUACACUACGAGCGAAGAUGAAGAAGGACGUGACGUUACAUGCGGCUAUGUUGAUGAACGAGAUUAAGAAUGACUGGAUCAACCAGUGGAAGGCGGAAGUUCUGCCAACACUGGGAGGUGGGAGAUGCGAUGCUAAAGGCAAGAAGAAAGUCGAGUACGUAUCAGGGAGCGAUUAUCACUCGGGGGGUAGCGACGACGAUAGCGACACAAGCGUGACUCAAGAGCUAAGCGUGAAGACCAGUGGACUUUGCAUCACCGAGAAACGAAAACGGGAGGAGGACGUGCCGAUGGAAAACAGUCCUCCGAUGGAGCUUCUGCCUAAAAGAACCCCACGGGGUGGGACGGCGAAGUCAUACAAGGCACCUAUGACUCGAGCUCGGUCGAGGAGGGUCCGAACUCCGAUUCCAGCGAAGAAGAAGACCGCGGUGAAAACUCCUUUUUCGAAGUUGACAAAGUCAACUUUGAAGAAGUCAUCUCCAAGGGGGAGGUUGACCCCGGCCAGUCGUACGCUCGCACGCUUGCGCUACCGCGAUGCAGUCAUGCAUGAGCUGAAGGACUGUAAUGUCGAUGAGCUGCAACGAUACUGCAAAGAUGAAGGUGUUCCCUACGUUGGGAAAUUUGAUGCGAUCUUCAACUUGGCUGAUCAUCGCGCUUAGCAGUACUCCGUCACUCCUCCUAAGGAGGUUAUCCGUAUCACCGAUUCGACAGAUGAGGGGGCCAACGUUUCCGCUGAUACCCACGAGUGA